GAAAUUGAAUGACAACAAAUGUCAAUGUCAGGUGGCACGCAUGCCGUAUAUUUGUAUUAAUUUUUAUUUGAUUAUUAAUUAAAUAAUCCGUAAAAUUACACAAUAUUUACUGAAAUUUCAUUAUCACAUGAUAUAAAAUGGGUAAGAAAAACAAGGAUUCGCUGGGACGGGCUCUUAUCAAAGACAGAUUUUCAAAAAAUCGUCAUCGCCGACAUGUGGAAGACAAUACAAUGCUGCAUACCACAGAGGUCAAUGAUGGAUAUGAAUGGGGUCGGCUGAACCUGCAGUCAGUGACAGCGGAGUCAUCACUACAAGAGUUCCUCUCUACCGCUGAGCUUGCACAAAGAGAAUUCAUUGCUGAGAAACUUAAUGUAAAAUAUGUUAAGUCAGCACCUGCUGCGGUUGAACUUGUCACUUCACAACCUAAUUUUGACGAACCAUUGACAGUACCAAGAAGACCUCUGUGGAACCCAAGUAUAACAGCUGAAGAACAGAUUGGCCGCGAAAGAGAUGCAUUCUUAGACUGGAGAAGGCAUCUCAAUGAACUGCAAGAGAAGCUCGGAGCUGCGGUCACACCAUAUGAGAGGAAUUUAGAGUUAUGGAAACAAUUGUGGAGGACUUUAGAGAAAUCAGACAUUGUAAUGAUACUUUUGGAUGCUAGGAAUCCUUUAUUGUUCAGAUGUAUGGACUUGGAGAAAUAUGCAGCUGAACAAAAAUGUAAAUGUAUACUUCUACUAAACAAGGCUGAUCUGACAACUGAGUAUGUGAGGAAAUGUUGGGCGGAGUACUUCGGAAAAGAGGGUGUAUCAGUAAUAUUUUUCUCAGCUGCAAAGGCAUCGAAAGAAAGAAAGCUAUCUGAAGAAGAUGAAACAAAUAAGAAAAGACAAAGUAUAAGUGAAGAUAAUUCAGACACGGAAACAGAAGGUGAUGAUGAUUCUGCCAUUGAUGUUGAUGAAGUAAAUCCUUUGAAAGAAGCAGAAGAUGAUAUUGAAUUAUUUAAAAAACAAUUGGGUAUAAUUGAUGAAGCAGUUACAAAUACAGCAUCAAAAUUGGACAGAAUUCAAGAGACUUUAGACAAAGUCAUUGAAAAUUUGAAAUUAGGAAAACCUAUUGACUUUCAAGAAGAAAAUAAACCAACUGUAAACGAUAAUGAAACAAAUAGUAAUACAGAUAAUGAAAUACAAAUGCAGAAUUCUCAUGAGAUAUUCGGUAGAGAAAAACUAUUAGAAGUUUUGAGGAAACUGAAAACAAGAAACUUGAAAAAUCCUCCGAGAUUGACAGUCGGUAUGAUUGGUUACCCAAAUGUUGGGAAAUCAAGUUCAGUUAAUGUUUUAAUGCAAACUAAGAAGGUGAGUGUAAGUUCAAUGCCGGGUCACACUCGGCAUAUACAAUCACUAAUGCUGGAGGACGACAUCGAACUCCUGGACUGUCCCGGUCUAGUGUUGCCAGCGUACGCGGUCGCGCCCGACCUUCUGUUGACAGCGGUGUUGCCUAUUGAUCAGAUGCGUUCUCACGACGCGGCGAUGGCUCGUCUGUGUGAAUUGGUUGGUCGACAUACGUUUGAGGAGAAGUACGGUUUGUUGUUGCCCGAACAACAGGAAGGGGAGGGAAAUGAGUACAAGAAGAUACUCACGGCGCAUGCCUUUAACCGCGGCUUCAUGUCGGCGGCUGGUCAGCCCGAUGUGAGCAGGUCGGCGCGACUGUUCCUGAAGGAGGCGGCGAGCGGGCGGCUGCACUGGGAGCAGCUGCCCCCAGGAUACCAGCCUGCACCACUCAACUGUAGGAUACAGGAGAAGAGGAACGAGACCAGGAAACCCACGCCCAGGGAGACUAGAAUGGUCGAGGGUUGGAGAAACACAUCAGCGGAGAUAGACAGUGCAUUUUUUGCUAUGAAGAAAAGUACGUCGCAUGUCAAAGGAAAACCCAUUUUAGGGAUAACUGGGGCUCAGUCAGCUGACAGGCCAGUUGUCGGCAAACCCUGGAAACAUGAGAAAAAACACGCUAAUAAAAAUAAGAGAGAAAAACUCAGAAGAGUCUAUGCCCAUUUAGAUGAACAUUAACUAUACU
Messenger RNA from Papilio machaon (common yellow swallowtail), 2067 nucleotides. RefSeq names its product large subunit GTPase 1 homolog (gene Ns3). The coding region runs from base 138 to 2060 and encodes 640 amino acids. Gene Ontology annotation, biological process: ribosomal subunit export from nucleus. The record is from RefSeq and is a predicted model, not a curated record. Gene Ontology annotation, molecular function: GTP binding; GTPase activity. The transcript has 10 exons. NCBI's taxonomy places the organism in Eukaryota, Metazoa, Arthropoda, Insecta, Lepidoptera, Papilionidae. Gene Ontology annotation, cellular component: cytosol.